Chara braunii is the source of this 6848-nucleotide messenger RNA. The record is from the annotation of a GenBank genome assembly. Lineage: Eukaryota; Viridiplantae; Streptophyta; Charophyceae; Charales; Characeae.
AGAAAAAGAUCAAAUGUGACUCUAUUUUUUUGUCGACUGCUUGUGUUUUCUGGUCCUGCCUUUUUCCUUUCCCACUUUUUCCGGUCCCAGUGACUUGACAAGAAAAAGUCGAUGUUGAUUCUGCGAGCGAGGGUCUAUAAACGCAGUUGUCUUUUGAUCUUCGUGUCUGCGGCUCUCCUCCACCUUGCAUGUGGAUCUAAUGGGAGAAAGCACUGCAAGACCACUCCAAAGGCGUUGCUUCAAUCAGGGGUAUCUAUCCAUGGCGGCACCGGAGUGUGGGUUCGUGAUGACCAGACGGAGGUGGUGUCGACUUUUUCCGGCCAGCGAGAAUCUCAGAUGGAUCCAGGAAGACAUCAGGCAUCAGGUGGAUGUAAGUUGAGGCCCACAAGAUCGUUGCAGCUGAGCUGUGAUGAUCUGGCAAUGCCAGGUGGCAGCACAGCAAGGGAAAUGUUCUUUUCAGAUGCGGCUAAGUCGUCAGCUGAUGACAUGGCGACGUUGACGUCAAAUCGAUCUUCCAUCUGCAGAAUGGCCCUGUUGAAAGGGCGUCGGAUGUCCAUGGAGGAUCGUGCUAUAUGCGUUGACGAGCUUCAGAUGCCAGGCAAGCUCCCAUCUGUGCACUUCUUUGCUGUCUACGAUGGUCAUGGAGGCGCAGAAGCAGCAGAGACGGUAGUUCGAAGACUGCAUCAUGUCUUUCGACAGCGGGUUGUCCAGCGAGUUCUCCAGCAGUUUCAGUUGGGCAGAGCUUCAGGGCUCCCUAAGAGUGAGGCUAUCAGACAAACUAUGGGCUCCGAUAGGACAAGCAAAUUCUGGUCAAUUGCCGAGAGGAUGGGACUAGAGGGGCGCCAACACCGGUGUAACUUAGAAGAACACGGGCCUGGCUGUGACCUUGCUCAAGACUUCGUCGGAGAUGGGUUGUCCGAAGCGGGAUUCCGUGGCGGACUCGCAGCAGAGGCAGACCAGGGACCCGACUCAGGGGUUUCGCAAAGUGGGCCGUCCAAAGUGGGUCGUCCAAAGUGGGAUUGCUUGCACGAGACCAAGAAGAAGGGUAGUGUAGAGGGAGAAGAGUCUCUUGCAGAGGGUGGGAAGUUGUUGUUAGGUCCUUGCACGGACCCGACUCGGGGGUUCUGUGACAUGGAGGGGUUAGGUGGGGGUAUUCCGGCAGAUGGAACCGGAGGAUGGCAGGGGUCAACUGAUGGUGGACUCUGUGUGGAUAAAAAUGCCCUUGACUGCGAAAAUAAGGAUGGUACGGAAACUGGAGAUGGGAUGGAGAGGGGCGAGCUUCAGACAGUCGGGGAGAGGCUUCUGCUCGAUGUCCGUGAUCUGGCUGAUGGAGGGGCCAUGUAUCGAAAUCUAUUGAGUGAAGCUCUGAGAGAGGCAAUUCUCGACGUUGACGAUGAAUUUUCACGGGCUGCAGAGACGCAAAGGCUGGCGAGUGGGACGACAGCGACUAUCGCACUUGUCGUAGAUGGAUGGCUGCUCGUGAGCAAUCUUGGAGAUACGCAGGGAACCCUUUGCAGAGAGGGACAAAACGAGGGAGCACCUUCCAUGAUUGAUUCCAUCCUACACCGGCAAUUGCGGAUGAACAGGAGGUUAAGGUCAAGGAAGAGAAGGCACCCACGUGAUAAGGAUGCGGAUCUUUGCUCAGCAGGAGAAUUACGUGCUGUGGACUUAACGAGUGACCAUCGACCAGAUCGAGAAGAUGAGAGACAACGCAUCAAGGCAAUGGGUGGAACCGUUACUCUCUAUGAUGAUGUCUGGAGGGUCCAAGGAAGCUUAGCUGUGACCCGGUCAAUUGGUGAUGUGCGGUAUAAGAGGUAUGGGGUGAUUGCUGACCCGGAAAUGAAUGAAUGGUACAAUAUUUCCUCCGAGGAUGCAUUUCUUGUGAUCGCAUCUGAUGGCGUCUUUGAGCACUUGAACAGCCAGGACGCUUGUAAUAUCAUCUGCGCAGUUCGUCGUGGGCUUGGGUGGAAAGCCGUUGUAGAUGAAGCAGUGAGUGUUUCACCCACUCCGAUCGCCCUCUCGGGUCAGAGCUCAACAUCUAACAACUCCUUGAAUCCCUCUGAAGGCAGUCGGGAUGAUAGCGUAAAGAUUGAGGCCACGAUCGAACAUUCUGGCGAUGUCGAAGCAGGGCAUGCCGAUGCAAUAGCCUGCCGGUCGACAGAGAACCCCGGGCGAUCGUGCACUUCAGAGUUAUCGAAUGGCAAAUCUUCGCUUGCUGUAGGCAGGGCGUCAUUGCGAUCUGGAGAUGUAGAUGGGGACUCAGUUGUUCCAAAGAGUUCUCUGUCCCUCGGAACAAAUCCUAGAUAUAAGACUGACAACAAACUACGUGAUGGAGCAAUCGUUGAAACAGCAACUCGAAGCUCAAAUGGGCCGUGUUGUCAGCAGCCCUGUGCGCGAUUGUCAAAUUGGAAUCGCUGUUGUUCAUCGUGCAAACCACAGACUCAUGGGACAAAGCCAGUGGCUCUUUGCCGUACACUUAGCUCAUAUCAGGUGGCAGAGGAUGCAACGCCGUGCAACAGGGCGGCAAUACAUCGGACGAACAAUGACAGGACACAGUGCUGUGAGAUAGCAGAGCAUGGGACGAAGCCGGUGACUCCUUGGCAUACAUUUAGCUCGUAUCAGGUGGCAGAGGACGCAACACCGUGCAAUGGGGGGGCAAAACAUCGGAAGAAUGAUGAGGGGACACAGUGCUUUGAGAUGAUGGAGCAGCCUGGCGGCAGGAGCAGACCCAAUAUGGAAACGGCUUGGACGUUCCGUGAUCUUGGUGAGGAUACCACUGGAGCACUGACGAUGGACAUGUCAAGAGGAGGAAUGGGAGAGGUAGUGAUGGAUGCACAGGUGCUUGAUUUAGGUCCAGAAUCAGAUGCAAUUCCCAAAGAGACAGCUAAUGGGGGAUUUGUGGGUGACCUUUUCCCUGUUGUGUUUGAUGGGGGUACUCGCAAGGAUGACCAGGUCCAUGACAUGAACAUUAUGCGUCAUAUGAGUUCUUGCAGCGGUGAUCAUCGCAGGGAUUUUGGUCACGGGCACACAGGUUAUCAUGAAAAAGAAUUUCCUUCGGCAGAAAGAUGGAAACAGGCGUCCGGGACGCCCGGGAACGAUGCCAGGGGGAUGAGGAAAGAAUCAACACACAACUGGCGUACUGCGCCCAGCGGUGGAGCUCUGAUGAGUACUGGAUUAACAUGGAAGUCACAAGGGGUUAGCAAAGAGGAGGAAGAGCAGGACGGCAGUCGCAAAGGGGAAGUCCUACAGCGCAUUGUUGACUCUUUGGUUGUUGCGGCUUACGAGAGCGGGAGCAUGGAUAACAUAGCUGCCAUUGUGGUGAAUCUCACAGCACUGAAGGAAAUGCAUGAUGAACGAGAUGGAUCGGAGGGAAGUAGGCUGCUUGGCGCAAAAGCUCUCUCAGAGAAUCCGGACGCCGUGCUGACGUGGAGAUCCUUGAAAGGCGGUGUGGCAACGUAUGGCAGGAGCUGCGCGAAGUUUAUCCGUCCAUCUAGUCUGGACAGUGAAGUUAGCAAGGGGCGGGAGAAGACGAGGGAUGAUGGUCAGGUUGGCUCUAACAAUCUACCAAGAGAAAAAUCAUGGGGUGUGGUUGCUGAGGUUAACAACCACUUAACUGAAGCCCUUACUGUGGCAGGAGGCGGAAAAAUGAGUCGUGAGGAGUAUGCUGCAGAGAAGGAGCAUCAACAACUAAAAGGUGUUGGGCCCAAAGGAGGCAGAGAUGGUCCUGUCAAGGCAGUACAGGAGCAUGGAGUUGUGAAGAGUACAGCAGAAGCCAUUGUGCCAGGGACUCUGGUUACAGCAGAAUCUUCAAAACAUAUAUAUCAGUUAAUUGAGCGUAUUGGCAAGAAAAAAGUGGCGCCUUCAGGGCAGAGUGUGAAGUCAAUUGCUACACAUGUCAGAGGUUUGGAAAGCAGUGGUGGUAUAGCGCGAUGGAGGACAGUGCGAGGGUCGCCACCUCAGAAGAUGCUAGCUGGGAGUGUUAGUGAAACUGCUGAUGGUACACCUCACAAAGAGGGUCUUAUCAAACUCUAUGAGGAGCACCUUAUUUGUUCAGGGGAGUACUUUGCAUCACCACCAGUCGACAAAAUAUGCAGCCUGCCUGAAGGAUUCCACAUGUUCAUCAAUCUCAUCACAUCAGUACCACUGCAGCAGCACCCGUUCACGACUGUCGUUUUCGACGAUGAUGGGGUUUACAACGAAUACAAGUCAUCACCUGGAAGCGAGGGCAUAAGGCAUUUUAGUGUCCAUGGCCACGGAAGAUACAUCUUGAAAGAGAACUUUGCACGAGGCGCUUUCGGAGAAGUUUGGUUGGCAGUUUGUCGAGAAAGGAGCAGUGAAUCAGAGGGCAUGAGUGGCCAAAAGAGGCAAACGAGCAAGCACAGUGCCGGCGAAGAUGCACACCAUGACAGGGAACAACUCUGCCAAGGCGAAAAGACGUACGUUCUCAAAAGAAUUAUGGUGGAGAAGGGUGAAGAUGUUCGUCUCAGUGGCCUGAGGGAGAAGCACUUUGGAGAGCUUUUCCAGAAUGCAACAAUGGUCAUGUUGAGAAAGUCUCGUGUGACCACAGCCACAGUGAGGAUGAAUCAACAGCCGGAUUCUAAAGGCGGGAAAGGGAGGAUCCAAGUUGUCUUGGGGGUUGAUGGGCGACAUGACCGCUCUCAUUCUUUUGACAGUAACCAAGUGCGGAAGAACCAAGCGAACCGGGAUGAAAUUCGGAUGGAUGCCUACGGCGAUCUCGAUAACGAGGCACUUGGAUUUGGUGGCAGUUGCAUGAUGCAACCGAAGAAGGGAAAAGUGGAGGCCCAGUUUCCUCGAGAGUUGAAGAUGUCAUUCCAGAAGCGAUCACGGAGGAGGACAGUCAAAGUUGCACCUGGAAAUUGGAAGUCUAGUGAUGGGGACAAAACUGAUGAUCUCAGAGGGAGAGCUCAUCUCGGGCAAGGGAUGUGGGCACUCCAACACAUAAGGCAAUGUCAAAGAGAGUUAACCUUGGGAGCACUGAAGGUUGAAGCCUGUGACAGUUGCAAAUUGAUGAGCUUGGACGCCUUUGAAGCACAGCAAUGGUGUGGUGAUUCCGCUGAAGAUACCGAUGGAUGUGGGUUACAUUACUAUGACGCCUCAAAGCCACAUGCUAUGAGAGGAUGGGAUGUUCAGAUUGCCGGUGACGGCAGACUGAUGAGAAGUGCAGGCAAGAUAAUGGAGAAGAAAGCGGAUGAGAUGUUUCCGUUUCUGGAACACGGCCAGCUUGGGCAAGUGUGGACACUUGGAGGCCAGUCCUCUAGAAGUAGUUUGCCGCCAUCCAGAAUCGUCGCGUUUGGGAAAGAUGCUGCUGCGUAUGAGCAAGACAGCGAAAACACUCUUCCUUACAAUGAUGGUGAUGACGCUGAUGAUGCUGAUGAUGAUGGCAAUGGUGAUGGCAGCAAACACAGAACGAAUGCUGAGGUGCUCAGGGAGGACGAGGAGGAGUUCCGUCUGUACAAAAGGGGGGGGGUCGAUAAACGGCAGUCGCAAAGUCAGUUUGAUGGGCUUGAAAACAUUGCUCGGUAUGUAGAAUCUUUUGAAGUGAAUAAGGGACGGGAGUUGUGGCUUGUGUUUGCCAACGAGGGAAAAUCAUUGUCGAAAUUACUCUACACAUCCAAAGAAGGUGGGAAACAGGAGGAGGGUAACAACAACAACCAGGCAAAUGCUGAUGAGGGGGGGAGAGAGAAGGAGAAGAGCACGGAAGAAUCCUACACACAAGAGCAACAAGACGAUGCCUUCAGAGCUUCAGAGGUGAAAGCCUCAUACAAGCUUGUGGAGCCCUCUGCAUGGUGGAGAUGGCUCAAAACUGAUCCGGCUGGACAUUUGGAAAUGAAGAGCAUCAUCAGGCAACUGCUUCUCGCAGUCAAGGCCUGCCAUUCGCUAAACGUCACGCACAGGGACAUCAAGCCAGAGAACAUGCUCAUUCGAGGAUAUCAGGAGGUCCACUCGAAUAUGGAGGAACAAGAUGGCUCUUCUGCUGAUAGCCAAACUGAAGAAGCCGCGUGCGAUGGCGGAAGUACUUUGCCCCACAACAGGACAGAUGAUGUAGGAUCUGGGGACAGGGAUCAGGAUGCAGAACGAGAUCGGAAAAAUGCCGCAGUUGUUGACCUGAAGCUCAACAUCACUGUGCGGAUUGCAGAUUUUGGCAGUGCUGUAGAUGAAUACAGUCUUCGGCACCUUUACGGUUCCGCGGGUCCCUCAAGGGUGCAAGAAACCGCAGAGUACUCUCCACCUGAAGCUUUAUUUGGAAAUUACUGGUUGCAAUCAAAGCGAGAGCGCCGACCCAAGUACGAUAUCUGGAGCGUUGGCGUUGUAGUGUUGGAGCUGCUACUGGGAACACCUCAUGUAUUCCACAUCAGCAGCCGAACGAGAGCAUUGCUCGAUCAGCGGCUGGGAGUAUGGGAUGAAGCGGCAAAGGAAAUGGCUUACCUGCUGCGGGCAUUUCUGGAACUUUGUAUUUUGUCGCCCGUCAAGGUGCACGGCGAUGAAAGCUACUUUGUAAGUCCUACCUCUAACCUCUCUUCGCCAACAAAUUCGACCGCCUUCCCACCGAAUAGAACCACCAGUCAUUAUAGCUGUAAUAGCUGCUGUAUUUAGGGCAACUUUCAGUGCAGAUGCAGAUAAUAUAUAUAUAAUGACCGGGCGUUCUAUUCGGGUGGGUGCAGACGGUAGUAAUUUCUACCCACCCUGGUGCACAUUCCUGGCCCUAUCAGAACUGACAAUGGAAAUUUUGAAGAGCACCUCAGAUUAUAUUAUCUUUUUCUUUUUUGGAACUUUCAAAGAAAUAUGUCAGCAACCACACAGUUACGUAAUAAAUAUUAAAUAGUAAA